This is a messenger RNA of Rhipicephalus sanguineus (brown dog tick), 5857 nucleotides long. RefSeq names its product leucine-rich repeat and calponin homology domain-containing protein (gene Lrch). The record is from RefSeq and is a predicted model, not a curated record. The coding region runs from base 214 to 2430 and encodes 738 amino acids. NCBI's taxonomy places the organism in Eukaryota, Metazoa, Arthropoda, Arachnida, Ixodida, Ixodidae. The transcript has 15 exons. Gene Ontology annotation, molecular function: protein binding.
UAGUGGAGACUCCAGGGCCCCUUCGUACUCUUUGUGAAUGCUUGCGGGUGGUGCGGGUGCGGGGCCUACAACCGCUACAAUCGGGUGCAACAGCAGCAUGGGCAUGGCUUGCGGCCACUUGUGACGGCGGCAACAAAGCGCAGCAGUGUUUCGCGUGUGCGGUUUGCAGUCGAGACCGUUGAGAUCGGUCCUGCUGAACAUGCGGACGGUGGGAUGGCGGCGCCGACUGCUUUGGCAUUGCAGGCAGCGUCCAGUAACGCGCAGCUAACGCGCACCUUGGAGCGGCUUCUCGAAGAGGCCCAGCACACCGGCGAUCUGAAGUUGAACGGCCGCAAGUUGAAGGAACUACCGUCCUACGCGGCCAAGUACGACCUUCGGGACAUAGUGCAUGCAGACUUGUCCAAAAACCGUCUGAGUGAGCUUCCCACCGAGCUGUGUGGCCUGGUGCUGCUUGAGCGUCUGGACUGCCACAGCAAUGUGCUGCGUGUUGUGCCAGCCUGCGUGGCUGCGUUGCAGGCCCUGACAUACCUCGACCUCAGCCGGAACCAGCUGAGUGCACUUCCAGUGGCAGUGUGCCAGUUGCCCCUGGCAGUGCUGCUGGUGUCCAACAACCGGCUAGCCAAACUGCCCGAGGAGCUGGGCAGGAUGCGCUCCCUUAUGGACCUGGACGUGAGCUGUAAUGAGCUGUCACAGCUGCCACCAGGCAUUGGGGAGCUUCAGGCUCUGCGGUCACUACGUGUGCGCCGUAACCGGCUGUCAGAGCUACCAGCCGAGCUGUGCCGACUGCGCCUGUGGCAUCUGGACGUGUCCGAGAACCAGCUGGCACGACUGCCGCCCCUGCUGCGCCUCAUGAGCUCCCUGCGUCAUCUGCUGGUCGACGGGAACCCGCUUGUGUCCCCACCUGCCUUUCUUUGCAGGCGAGGUCAGGUGCACGUCUUCAAAUACCUGGAGCUGGAAGCCGUCAAGGAAGACAGGAGGCGAGGACACCUCAUGGAUGCUGAUGGGAGCCUGCCUCGCCGUGGGGGAAGCCGCACACCGGUGGAUCAACGUUCGUCUAGCAAUGGCCAUGUUUCAGAGCCUGUGGGCGGCAAACGACCAACCACAAUUGAUUCCGGUUACUGCAGCACAUCAGAUCCCACCGACAGUCGUUGGUCCUUUGAGGAGGACCCCUUGCUGCCCCCUCCACCAUUGCGGGCACUCCCUCGAGAACAGCAGCACGAGCGCCUUUCAGACUUGACUCUGUCAUCUGCGGCAGGUGGCACCACCACACCCAGCACCCUCAGCCCCUGCUCUGAGACGGGGCCCGAGUCAAGCUCACAAGUGUUUUUUGACGACUCCUCAGACACGGACGUCUCUGAGCAUGGUGAAAGUGCUGCAUCUAUGCUGCUAGAGUUGCAGUCAAAUGGACCAGCUCUUCUUGAAGUACUCUCCAACCAUGCAGUCGAAAUGCACAACGGCGAUCAUAGCGAUGCCUCUGAGCCAGCACUGUCACCAGCCAGGUUGUGCAACGAAGCUCCAACUCCACCUCGGCGGGUGCAUCAGCAGACGUACCGGGAGUUCAAGGAAGCCCUGAGGCUGCAGCGUAUGGGUCUCACACCAACUACCAAUCACGUGCCUCCUGGGCAUCAGCAGCAGCAGCAGCAGCAGCAACCACUCAACAGGAUUGGCCCGGAGGAAGAGUUCAGGGCUCGGCACGAGGCCAUAGUACAUCAGCAGCGACUGGAAGCUGCCUGGGCUCAGCAACGAUUGCAUCGGCCACCCUCUCCCCCUAGCCUGCCAUCAUCACCCUUGCUGGCAACCAGUGAUGGGAUGAGGACACCACCACGGCCGAGCCGUGCUGGCACUCCCCAAGGUGGCGAAUUCACCAUCCGCCGAGGCCUGGAGAGAGCACGGGAAGAGCACGAACUCAUUGAGCAGCUUCGAUGGGUGAUUGAAAGUCGGCUAAAGGUCCAACUGCCAGCGGAAAUGGGCCCAUCGCUUGUGGACGGAGUGGUCCUGUGCCACCUGGCAAACCAAGUGCAGCCACGAUCGGUUGCCUCCAUCCACGUGCCCUCUGCUGCCAUGCCCAAGUUGACCCUUGCCAAAUGUCGACGCAAUGUGGAAAACUUUCUCAAUGCCUGCCGCCAACUAGGAGUGCCUGAGGGGGACCUGUUUGCUUGGGAAGACUUGGUGCUUCGUGUAGACAUGGGCCGCGUGGCCGUCAGUGUGGCUGCACUGGUGCCUGGCCACUGGCAGCCACUGGGCGCCACUGGUGCCGACCCUUCUCUGGCGUGUCUGCUCCUGGCCACACUGGCUGGAACCUGCCUGCUGCUGCUACGCGGAUGGCCGCCACCACAAGAUAGUGACCAGUGGAGCUUCUUUGACCUUUGGCUACCCGCAGGCCUCUGCUGCAGCCUAUACCUUCACGCCUGCCUUUCUCGGAUGCCGUGACCAUGCCAACCAAGUGCUAUUGCUAAGUCUUCUUGAGCCAAAAAUGUUUCUGAAGUUGCCCACAGGGCAUGUGUGUUAUCUCGAGCUGUUCUCCCAGAGAAAAUUUUCAUGGGACACAUUUCCUGAUGUCUGGCAAAAAAAAGGAAAGCCUGUAAUCUUUUCUGAGCUACAAAUGAAGAUUUGACAUUAUGCAGGGAUUUUAACUUGUACUUACUAGUUGUAGACAUGUGGCACCUUUAAAAAAAGUGGAGGAGUUUCAGCGAACGUAACGCUUAAUGCCUUCUAGCAUCAGUGCUGACUAUAUAUUCUUCAGCUUUCUUUUUGUGCAUGCCACUCAGUAUUGGUCCUUCAGAACUGCGGCCAUCUUCGAAGGAAUCACUAUCCAGAGUUUGACAUUUGCUUUAGAUUUUCCUGCUACAUUCUCAGUGUUAUGAGGACACAUUUUUGUUUUCAUUAGCAGACAAGGUUGUGCUGCAGGCAUUGUCGUCCAUGUGCAGCAUCAAUAUCGUGUUUGGCAAAAUAAGGCAGCUUUUGUGUAGUCCUGUCGCGCCGUUCUUUUCGUAUGCUGUUCUAAGGUAUUCAGUUGCACUUUGGUGAAAAAGGUUGCGCCAUCGUCAGUAUUUUUCAUUUUCUCUUUUCGGUGUUGUCAUUUCACUGGUAUAGCAAAGACGAAUCAUUUCUUGGACAUUUUUUCAUCGUGUGAUAGGUUCUAAUGAUGCCACACUGGUAUAGACCUUUUUGCUGCUUACGAACACAGGUGCUGGAAGGCUUCCAGUUUUGUGCGCCGGCAUAGCCUAGUAGUAUUUGGUGGGGAACAAAAGCCUUAGCGAGUGGCCCGCACAUUUUCAACGCUUUUCUCCCUAUUGCUGGCCAAAUAUUUUAAUGAAAUAUUCUUCUAAGCUGCACACACAGCAUUAUAAGAGUUAGUCCUUAACUUUAAGCGCCUUUGUUUUACCUGAAAGUGGAAAAAAGAGUCUUUCCUUACUCUGGCACAACAUAAAAACACGCUUUCUGCUUCGGUGUUAGAGAGUGAUAAUUGAAGUGACCAGAAGAUUCUUGGGGUACAACAUGUGCUGCUGCUAUCGCACUCUUGAAACCUACCGAAAAGGCGAAUACAGGCUAAAUACAUUUAUUUUCUUUCCCAGUUGCAUUGCUGUCGUAUGUCUUGAAAGUGUUAAGAACAUAUUGAACUCAUUUGCGCUAUCAACCAGUGGAAUGUAGCACUGUCAUUGCCAUCUAGUCUGUUGUUCGCAUGCAUGAUGCAUUCAAUACCCACUUGCAUUCUUGAGAAGGAAUGCUCAAAACAACUCUUGGCCUUAUGCUUACUGUCAUUUUUAUUGGUAGCCUGUCUUUCCAAGAGCCUGACUCUGCUCCAGCUUCCGUACUUAUGCUGAUUCUACUGAACUCAGUCUGUAAAUACAAUGAGAUGGCUAUUUUUACUGUCUUUAUAUCUUUUACACGACAUUCAAAUAAGUGCUAAUUCUGAUCAUAUUUUUAUAUGAGCCUAUUAACCUAUUAAUGUUUUCUUUCGGAGUUUAGAUCAUCGAGAAAAUAGAAGUGCAUCGAACAAAGCUAUUGUAUGCAUAUUUUCAAGUGGUAGGUACUUAUUUAUACUUUGUUGACAUAUUUUAUGCUAAUCGCAAAAGCUGCUUUAAAGAAGGCACACUAAAGGAAUGUGUUUAGAUAGACAAACUUUUAGGUUAUUUGCAGCACUGCUGCUCAGUGCAUCUGCUGUAUACUGAACAAAACUUUUGCCGUCGAGUUUUUCAGCUUAGUUGAAAGCUUGAGUGCUGAAAUAGUUUGAAACAACCUUGUUUUGAGGCAGAAACUAGUGGAGAAUAAGGAAUUUGCUGUAUUUUUCAUGAACUGCCGCAUCUAGCGGCCACCCCGUGAACUCUAGGAGGUGACGUUUAACUCUCUGAAAAAUGGCGCGCCAUCUUUCUCCUUGCCUACCAUUUGACAUCACGAGCCAUUGCCCAUGUCUUUGAACCCACUUUACUCCCACUAUGUUUCCUAAAACGAUUGGCACCGGCAGUGAACAGUGCUCCAAGGUGGGGCACGUGUCAGCGCCUUUGUGGAGAGUGAGACAUAAAGGAUAGGUGGAGGUAAAGAGGACAGAAACAUGUGCAGCCUCCGCUGGCACACUCUGUGUCACAGCCACCGUGCUCACAAUCCUCCAAAAAUGCAGCCAACUGUUCGAAAAUAUGCGAAAUAAACACAGUUUAUUAGAACGGUCGCGACUUCCAAGCCGAAUUUCAAUGCUUUCGUCUUUUUUUUUUAAAUAUUUUUUGUUCACUGUCCCUUUAAUAAGAUGCCCAACGGUUAUGCUUUCUGAAAUUGAGUAUCCUAGGUGUCUUAUGUACCAUUGGGAACUUUUCUUUAUUUUGACAUUACUUGUGGAGAUCUCAAAAUGAGUAGCUGGGGUACUAUUUGUGAGCAAUCAAACGUGUGUAGCUAACAGGCGCCUGAAGUAGAGAGAACAUAAUUGGUCAGUUUUCAACAGCAAGCACAGGCAGUUCUGCUUUUAUGUGCUUUUUUUUUCUUCCCACAUGGCGGCUAUGUUGUGACACUCUUUAAAGUCUACAUUUGAGUGUAGACUUUUUUUUUUUUUGUCGUAAGGGCCGCAUUGUCUUGUGUCAUACUCGGGAAAAAUUGCUUACAAGGACCAACUGCACAUUGCCAUUCAAAUAUAAAUGCUGUUAUCAGACAACUGCUGAACUUAUUUGAAUUACUGGCACUUAUAAGCAGAAUUUAUAUUUAGAGUUUUGUAUUUUCACUGAUAUGACUCAAGGGAAAAAAAUGUAAUAAUAAAAUUCACAUUCCUCUAGCCCUUUCCCUAAAACAAGUAUAUUGUCAGCUUCAGUUUCAUAAAUUAAAACUGUGUGAUUGCCUAAAAUGCAAAUAUAGGUCCUUAAAAAACUCUUGGAAACACUUUAAGUUGAAAAGUAUGUUUUCCAGGCCCUUGAAGAUCCCAGAAUUAUUAUUUCACCUUCAUUGGCCCAAAUUUCUUGAGCAACACCUGACAAAAAAGGGUUUCAAGAUUAUCUGACCGGCUUUCUGUGGUAAAUUUGCAUGAACCUGGCAAACUCCCAAUUUCAGAAGCAAGGAUGCAAUAGCACGGAUGUAUCGAAUUGGGAGAGGAUCACAAAACACACUGGCAAUUCAAUAUGUAUCAGACUUCAGUGUGCAUGCUUCACUGCACUAUACAUCUGUGUUACAUUUAAAGAUGUUAAAACAAAUUCGUCAUUGUGGAGUGCAAAUGACUCCCUUGCUUUAUAUUUUGAUGCACACAGCUGGCUAUUUAGUCUCUGCAGCAUGUAGUUUGCCUCAGAUUCAAUGCUUCGUUUGACACCAUACGCAAGAAUUGUGCCUCUUUGUCAGCAUGUAUGUUUCCAAUGACAUAAGUGGUUGCGUUUCAAGAAGUUCA